GGCUACAAGACAUUCAUUCACAUAAUUCAGACACAGAAAACGAGAGAGCGAUUCAACGAAAUCAAAGAAAAAUUCGAUAACAAUGGGGAAAGAUUUGAGCGAUGAACAAGUUUCCGCCAUGAAAGAGGCCUUUACCCUCUUCGAUACCGACGGCGAUGGCAAGAUCGCCCCAUCGGAGCUCGGGAUUCUUAUGCGUUCUCUCGGUGGAAAUCCUACGCAAGCGCAGCUCAAGUCCAUAAUCGCCGAGGAAAAACUCACAUCUCCCUUUGAUUUCAACAGGUUUACCGACCUAAUGGGGAAGCACCUCAAACCGGAGCCCUUUGAUCGCCAGCUUCGUGAUGCGUUUAAGGUUAUUGACAAGGAUGGGACCGGAUACGUCGUCGUCGCGGAUCUCAAACAUAUACUCACCAGCAUCGGAGAGAAGCUAGAGCCUGCUGAGUUCGAUGAGUGGAUCCGAGAGAUUGAUGUUGGAUCCGAUGGGAAAAUCAAGUAUGAGGACUUCAUCGCAAGAAUGGUUGCAAAAUGAUUUGUUAGAGAUGUUGCUGAUGAAAUACUGUGUGCUUCUCUGCCUUAUUUAGAUUUUAUAUUUUGGUGUGGUAAUUUACUUAAAACUCUGGUUCAGAGUUUUCUGCUUGCUAGUUUUGAUGAACUAUUUGUAUUUGGGGAAUAACCCGAAAUUUGUGCACUCAUUUAUCCAUUUUUUUGCCUUACUUCUAAACAGGGUGCUUGUGAAUAGUUUUGAUUUAAAUGUUCAUGUAAAACCUUGGUAAUUCGGUAUCUAUCAAUUGAUUUCCUUUUCCAUACCUACAA
Lactuca sativa (garden lettuce) is the source of this 810-nucleotide messenger RNA. RefSeq names its product putative calcium-binding protein CML13. Gene Ontology annotation, cellular component: myosin II complex. Gene Ontology annotation, molecular function: calcium ion binding. Lineage: Eukaryota; Viridiplantae; Streptophyta; Magnoliopsida; Asterales; Asteraceae. The record is from RefSeq and is a predicted model, not a curated record.